UUAGUGCUUUCAUCUUGUGCAUAAAGGACGAACAAUAAUGUUUGCGAAAAAACUCUCGAGAAAUUGCAAAAAAUGGGUUAUUUUGCAGAGGUUCGAUUCACGGAUUGAAAAAGUGUCGUCUGCUAACAGUAAUAAUAACAAGCUCUGUCACGCGAGUAGAGGUUUGUCUUUUAACAGGGAUAAAUAUUUUGUAAAACGGGAUGCUUCGAGACGCUUACAUACCUGUGUCAACUUAAUGUCACUAGAGAUCAAGUAUGCCCAUAAUGUUUUACAAAGUUCCGAGGCUUAUCCCAAUUGUUUGGUUAAUUCCUUGACAGCAAAACAAGUUCAAAUCAUAGAAGUGCAACAAUUGAUUGCAAAACCGUGGAUUGCCAUGAGCAACAAAGAGCUACUGGAGAACUUUGAACAUUUAUCCUUGUAUGCUCACAAAAAUUGUGAAUCCAUUAGUGAUAGUAAAUAUGACACGGUAAUAGAAGCAGUAAUGGAAAAAUGUAUAUAUUUCAAUAACGAAAAGUUGAUGAAUUUAUUAAGUUGUUUAGAGCUGUGGUCUUCUGAAAGCAACUGGAUAUCUCCAAGCAUGCAGAAAAUUGCAGUCAUUGUAGACAAAGAGUUUUUAAACAGACUGUCACAGUUGACUGUGGAUGAGAUAUUUUUGAUAAAUGAUCAUUUUUACAGAUUAAAUUUUCUCAGAUUAUCACAGUUUACAGUUAAAAGUCUAAGGUCUUUGAACUUUGGACAUCUCAGUCGUAGUAAUCUGAUGCAUCUCAUGUUUUUUAUGAAAGUCAACAAAAGAAUAGGCAUUUCUUUGAAUGCCAAUGAACAUCAUAUCUGGAAACAUUUUGAUGAAUUUACUAUGACAGAAUUAGGAAUACUUGCCAUGGCUUUUUUUAAAAAUGAAACUAAAAUUCAAGAUAAACAACGUUUGUUGAAAAUCAUGCAAAAGCUUAAGAAUAAUAUUGACACUGUCAACGACAUAACUUUGAAUGCAUGUUUGAAGAUCUUGAGAUACAGUGUCACUCUAAAUUUAUUGGAACAUUUUACUGAUUUGCUUCUAUCACUAGCAGAUCAAGUACCACAUCGUACUUUGGAAACUAUAACUCAAAUAGCACAUGUACAAGCUAGUUCCAUAGUGCAUAAUAGACAAAUAAUAUUAAAAAUACUCGAGAGAUACAAGCAAGAAAUUGGUCAAGCUAGACUAAAAGACAUAGAAAGAAUAGCAUUUGUAUUAUAUACUUUUAAUUAUGAUCCUGAAACGACACACUUUUACUCAGAUGCUACCAAAGAGCUCUUGAAUCCUAAAAGAGCAGAAGAAAUUAAAAGAUUUCCAAAAUCAGCUGUAUAUACAUUAAUGUACAUUACCCAAGUGAAUUACUAUUCAGAAGAGACCUUAAGUUAUUUUAUGAGUCGGGAAUUCAUUGAAAAAUUAUCUCAGGGUAAUUGGAAUAAAUUAAAUCGAGAAUAUUUAAUUCUUGAUUACUGUUUGGAAAUAGAUCAUCCCGAAUAUCGAGGUCCUAGAAUAGAAAAAAAUUUACUAGAACACCUCAAGAAGCAUGGUGUUUUUUAUAAAAAUCCAAAAUCGGAAAUUGUAAAAGUUGAUCAACUUCACAAGCUAAUCAUUGAUGUAAUUCACGUCUUACAGAAUCUUUUAGGUUCCCAAUCAGCGAUUCACGUAGACUUUCUAUUACCACAUGUUUCCAGAGAUUACAUUAUUUUGUGUUACGAUCAAAAAUUGAAAAAAUAUAUUUCUCCAGCCAAACAACUGUCCCGAAUACAAUUAGGUUCAAUCAAGUAUGCUCCUAAGGAUGGUAACACAUGGUAUGCCAUAGUAAUAGGAUCCCACAACAUCUUGACCAGAGAUACUACCAUGCCCACUGGAAUAUUAGCGAUGCAAAUGCGACAUUUAGAGCGUAUCGGUUACAAACCUAUUCUGAUCAAAUACAACCAAUGGAAAAAUUUUAGGAAUGAAAAAAGCAGGAGAGCUUACCUUUCCACACGCCUACCGUUGUGUUGA
Copidosoma floridanum is the source of this 2011-nucleotide messenger RNA. RefSeq names its product non-canonical pre-mRNAs endonuclease FASTKD5, mitochondrial-like. Lineage: Eukaryota; Metazoa; Arthropoda; Insecta; Hymenoptera; Encyrtidae. The record is from RefSeq and is a predicted model, not a curated record.